AUGAAGAGGAAGCGCAGCGCGAGCGACGCCGCCGGCCGGCCGCGCGACACCACCGCCACGCCGCCCGCCACGCACCCCGUCCUCCAGCGCUUCUAUCCCCAGGUGCUGACCCUCCGCCGGUUCCUGCUGUCGAAGCUGGCCCGCGCCUCGACCCGCAAGCGGCGCCGCAUCGCACAGCUCGGCCUGGGGCGCGAACCAACCGCCGCCCCUGGUGCCGUGGCCGCCGAUGAUCUGCGAAUCCUCCUGGACAACACCUGGGUCGGCGCCGCCCACCACACGGCCCCCGCCGAGCUUGUCGAUCUCGAGAAGGACCUCGAGAUAUUCUCCCAGCAGCUGCCCUCGAGCAGCAGCCCGGGCGACGUCUGCCCCGAGCUCCAGUCCGAGAUCGUCGACUUUGUCAUCCGAUCACUGUUCAGGAAGCAUCCCGGCCUGCAUCGGCCGCCUCACGUACUCUGUCACGGGUACGAGCGGGCAUCAUGCCCGGAUCACGGCCCCGGCCCGCCGGAUGCGCCCCCCACCAUGUCCGGCAUCGUGAGCCGCCAUCCCAACAGUCACGUCAAAGCUGUCAAGGGUCCCGCGUGGUCCGCGCUGCUGGUUGCGCUAGGCCACGGCGGCGACCGAGUCAUGAUGGAGCUGCUGAUGAACUGUGGAGUUUUUGCUUCCCUGAACGGUCCGAGUGGAACCUGCUAUCAGCUGAGUGGAAAGCCGUUGGCAGACCUCGAGCCCGUCUUCCCGCUGCAGAAUAGCUCUGCGCAUGAAGUUUCUAUCCCUGCUCCGGGGCCUGAACGGCCAGGGGACAGGGGUUCAGAUAGCCUCACAGCAAUCGCCUUUGUCAGAAGCCGCAUGCUUUACGCGAGAGCCGCCCUCAACGCAAAGGGUGAAGUGCGUUUCGGCCUCCGUCAUAUCCAUGUUCUCAAUCGUCUGUCGGAUCAUACAUCCUUGAAGCAAACGAUCCAUGUCUUGAGAUACAUUUUCCCCCGUCAAUUCGGCUUGCACAACGUGUUCACUUGCAAGACGGACUUUCGGGAGACGUCUCAACCAUUCAAGGAUUACACAUUGCAUAGCGGUCUGCAGCAGGUCUGCUUCACCGAUAUGGCGACUCCAGAACAUCAAGUUGAAGCCUUCUGUCGUGCUGUCAUGAAAAAGGUCGUACCCAAACGUCUAUGGGGCGAAGGCGAGACCCAGGCGCACAACAGCCACGUGUUCUUGGCUCAAGUCGGGCGAUUUGUGCGUCUUCGCCGCUUUGAAACCCUAACACUCCAUGAGGUGAUGCAAGAUAUGAAGAUUGCCGAUGUCGCCUGGCUUCGGCCCCCGAACGUUCGUCCAGGACAUAAGAUGGCACAGUCAGACUACAACAAAAGGCGAGAGCUGUUCGCAGAGCUUAUCUACUAUCUAUUCGACUCCUUCCUCAUCCUCCUUAUCCGCACCAACUUCCACGUAACGGAAUCAAAUGCCGAUAAAAAUCGGCUAUACUAUUUUCGCCACGACGUAUGGAGAAAACUGACGGAACCCGCACUUACACACUUGAAGACGACCAUGUUCGAGGAAAUGAAGACCGACCAGGCCACCAGGAUCCUAGCCUCACGUCAGCUUGGCUACAGCCAGGUCCGGCUUUUGCCCAAGAAAAUCGGAGCACGGCCGAUAACAAACCUCAGGCGGCGGACGCAAAUCAUGGUAAAUGGGAGGUCGGUCCUAGGAAGAAGCAUUAACACGGUGAUGAAGCCGGUCUUCAACGUCCUCAAUUGGGAGAAGCUCACCCAGCCCGAAAGGCUCGGUUCAUCCCUCUUUUCUGUCGGCGAUAUGCAUUCUCGGCUCAAGGCAUUCCGCUCGGCUUUGGAACAACGCGGCCUCAUGGAAAAGCCACUUUACUUUGUAAAGGUCGACGUAAAAUCUUGCUUCGACACAAUCCCGCAGAAACGGCUGUUGGAUAUCGUCAGAAGUCUUCUAAGUCUGGACGAAUACCGCGUCAAGAGGCAUGUCGAAGUUAACACAACGGUCCCGUGCCGCUACUCGAGCAGCAUCACGUCUGCUGCGAAGCCGGUCAAGAAGUACCUUGCGCAGGCAAGAGGGUCUGGUGACCAGCGCGACUUUGCAGAGUUUCUGCAGGCGCAGCUAAGGAUCAAGUCCCGCAAUGCAGUGUUUGUCGACUCUGUUGUUGAGCAACGACAGAGCAAGGAAGAAGUGAUGAAGCUCCUGACAGAGCACGUCGAGCGCAACAUGAUCAAGAUUGGCAAGAAAUUUUACAGACAAAAGACAGGCAUCCCCCAAGGCUCCGUGCUCUCCAGCCUGCUGUGCAGUUUCUUCUACGCAGAACUGGAAGCGGAUCUUCUCGACUUUUUGACGGCCGACACAAGCGUCCUGCUCCGCUUGAUCGACGACUCGUUGUUGAUCACGACAGAGCGAAACCACGCCGAACAGUUCCUGCGCCUCAUGCACGAGGGCAAUGAGGAUUACGGCAUCGGAAUCAAGAGAGACAAGACGCUACUAAACUUCAGCUGCACCGUGGACGGCACCGACGUGUCCCGACUGCCAUCUCUGACGGACUUUCCGUAUUGCGGGACGCUGAUCAACACCGGGGACCUGAACAUCAGAAAAGACCUCCGACCAAAGGCUCCGCGAGAAUUACGUGACGGUCUAACGGUAGAAUUUUCAAAGCUCCCAGGGCAGACAUUCCAUCGAAAGACGCUGAAUGCUCUGAAGAUCCAACUGCACGGAAUGCUUCUCGACACUUCGUUCAAUCAGGAGCGGACGGUUCUUGGCAACCUCUACGGAUGUUUCGCCGAGGCAGCGCGGAAGUGUUUCCACUACCUCCAGUGUCUGCCAGCGCGGAAGCACAGGAGCGACAGGCUUCUCAUCAAGACAGUCCACGACGUCGCGGCGCUGGCGUCGGCCACGAUGCGGCGCAAGAGGGAGCGUGGGAGGUGGCAGGGCUACCGGUGCGAGGUUAGCCGACGUCAUACACAAUGGCUCUGCUACCGCGCCUUCCAGUCGGUGUUUCAGCGCAAGCAGACCAAGCACGCGGGGCUCCUGCGAUGGCUGGCGGCACACGGUGCGGCCGCCAGGCCGCGGGGGGCUUGGGGGCUUGUCAGCGCAUGA
This is a messenger RNA of Lasiodiplodia theobromae, 3096 nucleotides long. Its product is annotated as Telomerase reverse transcriptase. Lineage: Eukaryota; Fungi; Ascomycota; Dothideomycetes; Botryosphaeriales; Botryosphaeriaceae. The record is from RefSeq and is a predicted model, not a curated record. Gene Ontology annotation, cellular component: telomerase catalytic core complex. Gene Ontology annotation, biological process: telomere maintenance via telomerase. The transcript is spliced from 11 exons. Bases 1 to 3096 code for a protein of 1031 amino acids. Gene Ontology annotation, molecular function: telomeric repeat DNA binding; telomerase RNA binding.